Messenger RNA from Sabethes cyaneus, 6002 nucleotides. It is a transcript of the gene shtd, whose product is annotated as anaphase-promoting complex subunit 1. The transcript is spliced from 7 exons. Lineage: Eukaryota; Metazoa; Arthropoda; Insecta; Diptera; Culicidae. Gene Ontology annotation, biological process: metaphase/anaphase transition of mitotic cell cycle; protein K11-linked ubiquitination; anaphase-promoting complex-dependent catabolic process. Bases 104 to 5998 code for a protein of 1964 amino acids. Gene Ontology annotation, molecular function: molecular adaptor activity. The record is from RefSeq and is a predicted model, not a curated record. Gene Ontology annotation, cellular component: anaphase-promoting complex.
AUUUCCGGAAAAAUCCAAGUAUUGCUUUCGUUUCGCGUACUGUUAUGUGUAAACCUUGUUUGCAUUCAAAAAUUUUGCAAAUCUGGAUGUGUUUAGUGAAGUAAUGAUUACCGCCUCAGAACCUUUGGAAUUUAUUCCACGGGGUCGUCAGGCGGUGGACGAGCACCCAGGCCCCCUGGUAUUGAAAAAACCGGUAACCGUACCGGCCGAUUUCAUCCUGCUGCAGCGCAUGCAGGAUGUCAACAUUUCGCUGGAUGACAGCCCGUCGGAGUUCUACGUACUGCGGGAGGUUUACGACCAGCAGCAACGGCCAGCUGCCACCGACGGUUGUCCGGGCUUUCUGCGGGAAGCGACCGUCAACACGGAGGAAGAACUGUAUGUUAAAGGUACGACGGCCGUUUGGACCAGAGCCGUCGGUGCCGAAGAAGCGGCUCCGCACGUUUGCCUGACCUGUGAGAACGCAAUCAAGUUUGCCUUCUUUGGCUCGGCGGCGUUUUUCACGGCGGAUGAGCUGGAGAAUAAGCAAAGCAAGAAGAAAAUGUCUGUCCCAUCGGCAGGUGUGUGUCUUUUGGAUGGAAGUAUGCUGAGGGUUUACUGUAAUAAUGGCGAGAAUUUCAUUACCAGCAUCGAGUGCCCAAUUUCACAUGUUUAUGUUAGCAGGCGUUGUGUUUUACUUGAAAAAGAAUCAUCUAGUUCACUGCUGGAGACACACACCAUACCGAUGCCGCGAUUAUUUUCGUUGGCCCAUCCGUUGGAUGAAAUGUGUCCGGUACUGAUCAAAAUGAACAACGCUACCGUCUAUCUUACGGAAGCCGAGUACAGUUUGGUGUUCUCCUCCGAGGAGAAUGAUUUAAUUUUGAUGUUUGAUGAGAAAACUGGCAAACAUUUUGUUUGCUUUCUUCGCAAGGCCACGGACGACGAAAAGAAUCUAGUUGGAAGCGGAAACGAAAGCCUGUAUUGCUCGAGCGGGGCUUUCAAUGCCAGUGGUAGUACCUAUUCGCACGGCAUUACCCCACCAAUGGCGACCACACCGCAAGCAUUGUAUAAAACUUCGCUUUUAGCACGCCACAGCGCUUCGACCGCCGGUCGGAAUAGUUUUGGUACCACUUUCAAUAGUCCGUACAUCAGCAAUCUGCAGACAAUUGGGCAAACCAGCUCCUUCGGGUUGGCUGCCUUAGGUCAAACGGCAGGGUCGGGUCAUCGAAGCCAGCCAGCGCACUCGCACACGCACUCGCAGUUUGGAGGACCGGCAACAACACCACUAUCUCGGUUGCAAUCCACUUUGGGUGUUUCAGUGUCACUGCAAGAUGUACGGAAAAUUGGCCAGGCUGAACCCUCCAAGCCCAUAGUACCGGAGAUGUGUCUGGAGCAUCUGUGGACCGAUAAUACUGUUGUUCGGAAGGAAUUUAACGAAAAGGCCGCAUCCGGUUUUCUGCAUGUGGAUUUCGUAGAUGAUUGUUACCUGUGUUAUUUGCUGCCACGUUCGGAGAAACUUACGAUGGUGCGAAUCACGGGAAACGUUUCGGAAGCGAGAACGAUCUCGCUGAGCACGUCGCCGGUGCAUAUUGCCGCUAAAGAUGCUGUCUCGUUGAAGAGACUGAACAUGAUCGCUGUUUUAGCACCCUGCGGAACGCUUAUGCUAUACACGGGGCCCAUUCAGGUGGGCAAAGUGCAUGUAGCAGGCAUUCUCAGCAGUUUUGUAACAUCCAGCGCACUGAGCACCUCUUUCGGCAGUGGUUCCCAAACGCUCCCGCGUCGUAGCAGCCUACUACCGUCCGUGCUCGUAGCCCAAGCGGAGUCACGCUUCGAUGAAGAACUUCAUAUGCUUUCUCCGGUGCAACCCUUGCCAACGUCAUCAAGCAACAUAACCUCAUCACGGCUGAGUAACUGUCAGAGUAUCCGUGAUGGGACAGGAAACCGGCUGACGUUGGUAUUUUCCAGUGAAAAGAUGUUCCGCAUCUCACUGCCAACGAUGAGCGAGUCACAGCUGAUGUCCCGAUGUCUGUCAUCUUUGCGAGAGGCACUUCCGAAAGAAUGUGCCCUGGAAUUACUUCUUCGCUGGUAUGGAACACGCAACGCACCUGGUUCGAGAAAUUUCAGCGUAGAUCGUGAAUGGGACCUAUUCCGUGGGAUGCUUUUCCAGCAUAUGGGCAGACCGUUUCCACCGACCGACAAUAGUCAGACGAACAAAUCCGCUGGCUCCGGUAAGUCAUCUUUUGAUGAACCGAAAAAACGACGGAAAAGCGAAAAUUGUCUUGGUACUGAUCGGGACUGGGAGUUCCUGUUAAAGAACACCACACAGCAAAAGCCGGCCGGUUCUGAACUGGAUGCCCAACCUGCCGAGCCGGUCGCUUAUGAUGCGGAGAAAUUUCUCUUUGCCUAUAUUCCAAAAAUCCUAUCAACCCUCCAUUUGGUGUACGAAGACUUGAAGCUGGACCCGUUGCUUCGAAGCGAGUUGAAGCUGUUAGGAGAAUGUUUGUACGAAUUGACUCAUGAUUUGAAAGUUGAGAAACUCCAAUUGCAUUAUUAUCUGGACUUUCAACAUUUGAUACAUCGCACCUCCCAUUGUUAUGUGAAGGAACAGGAUACAGCGAAAUUCGUCACUACCGUUGAGAGCGAAUUCGAAGUAAUUCCAAACAUUUUUCAAUACAUUCAUGCGCUGAUUGGCGAUAUGCGAAAUGUAACUUUAUCCCCAUAUCCGUGUUUCGACCGGGUGAACGAUCGCAGUAGAGACAUAAUUCUCAUUGUCGCCUAUCUGUACAGGGUCAAAGGACUAACCCGGUGGAUCACCCAACAGUUGGAAAAGAUUUUGAACGGCGUCAAGCUGCUAUCGUUGGCUGCUAAUGACGUGGAAGAAAUCGUAGCCAACGCCGUGAUUCAGCUGCUGAUCAGACGUGGCUACAACCGAACCAUCAUCGAACGACUGCCGAUCAGUAUUUACUAUUUGCUGGCUCAAUUUCUGGAGAGCAACCGAAACAAACCGUUGAAUAUCUAUGAAGCCGAAGUGUACGAGUUACUGCUCCGACCGGAACUGCUAGCCCAUGUCACGUUCGACGCUCAAAACCAAUCCGUCAGAUCCAAGCGGAACGCAACUGGCUUAAAAGAGCAUUCCCUAUCGCUCCGCCGGAAACCCCAACCGGAGGUAAUUCCGAAAAACGAAGCCAAACAGGAGGAAAGUGGCAUGGAAAACAUGGACACCAAACUCCUAAGGUUGCGCUUUCCGGACGACUUGCGAAUCAACGAUGUGAAAACAUUCCUCAACAGUUCGCAGCCGGUUACGAUUGACAUCGUUCAAGCGCCGAACGUUUCCGACCAUGAAUUCAUCGAAGAGCAAGAGAAACAACUGUACGCACUGUGCAUCCGAACGAUGGCGCUGCCGAUCGGUCGCGGAAUGUUUACGCUACGCACAAGCCGUCCAACCGCGACGCAAAUUCUGCCGAUUCCAAAACUGUGCCUCACCGGAAAAGAAAUACACCGCGGAGCUACGAUCGAAAUCCAACAGCUGGAGGUACCACCGAACAUGAACCUGUGGCCUGCGUUCCAUAAUGGCGUAGCAGCAGGACUACGUAUUUGCUCCGACACUCCAGACAUCGAUUCGACGUGGAUCACCUACAACAAGCCGAAAGGUGCGGCAGAAAUCCCCACCGAACAUGCCGGCUUCCUGAUGGCACUGGGACUGAAUGGCCACCUCAAAACGCUCUCCUUCAUGAGCAUUUACGAGUAUCUUGCAAAAUGUGACGAGAUGACGAGUCUGGGUUUACUGCUCGGCUUCUCUGCGACGCAUCGUGGAACCAUGGACACUAAAACCACCAAACUGUUGAGUGUUCACAUUGAGGCUCUGCUCCCUCCUACUGCUGUUGAGCUGGACAUUUCUCAAAACAUCCAAGUCGCUUCGCUGAUGGGAAUAGGCCUCGUCUAUCAAGGAACAGCCAAACGUCACAUAGCAGAGGUACUGCUGCAGGAAAUCGGUCGUCCACCGGGUCCGGAAAUGGAAAACUAUGUCGAACGUGAAUCCUACGCACUAACCGCAGGUUUGGCACUUGGUCUGGUAACCCUCCAGCAGGGUGAAAAAUCCACCGCUUUGCGUGAUCUAGACAUUCCCGAUACCCUGCACUACUACAUGGUAGGCGGCAACAAACGCCCCCUGGUUGGAGCCCAAAAGGAAAAGUACAAACUUCCGUCGUUUCAAAUCAAAGAAGGGGACACGGUUAACAUCGACGUAACGGCUCCCGGUGCCACGCUGGCUCUCGGCUUAAUGUACUUCCGAACGGGCAACGAAGCCAUCGCCAACUGGAUGAAGCCGCCGGACACGACCUACCUGUUGGACUUUAUUCGACCCGAUUUGCUGCUGCUUCGAAUUGUGGCAAGGAAUCUCAUCUUGUGGGACGAUAUAAGCCCCACCACCGAAUGGGUCUACAGCCAGAUCCCGCAAACUCUUUCAGAGUUAAUCAAAAACCGCCUUCAAACGGAUGAAUCACAACAGCCAACCGACCACGAAGCACAGUGUCAAGCUUAUUGCAACAUCGUUUGCGGUGCGGCAACCUGUAUCGGGCUGAAAUACGCCGGUUCGGCUGACGAGCAAGCUUUUAGCAUCCUGAAUUAUUUGUUGAAAUAUUUCCUCGACAUUCAUACUCGUCCGUUCGGGGAUUACGCCGGAAAACAAACGAUAGAAAAUUGCACAAUCAUGAUCCUACUUUCCCUAUCCAUGGUGAUGGCCGGCACAGGGGAUGUACGCGUACUGCGUACCGUCCGGAUGCUGCGCUCCCGUUUCGGUCAGUGUCACGUUACUUACGGCUCCCAUAUGGCCGUCCAUAUGUCGUUGGGUUUCCUGUUUCUCGGUGCUGGCCGGUUUACACUGUCCCGAUCACCGGAGGCGAUCGCUGCGUUGGUAUGUUCGAUUUUCCCGAAAUUUCCCACCCACAGCAACGACAACCGGUACCAUCUGCAAGCGUUCCGCCAUCUGUACGUGCUGGCGAUCGAACCGCGACUCUUUCUGCCCCGGGACAUCGACAGCGGCAAGCUGUGCCUGUGCGAGAUUCACUAUCUGGAGCGCGGGAAGCUGGAACCCGUGAAGCUGAUGGCUCCCUGCAUGCUACCGGAGCUGCAUACGCUCAGUAAGGUGUAUGUGAACGAUCCCAACUAUUGGCACGUCUAUUUCGACAAGGACAACUGGAACACUUUGGAGAACAUUCUCCGAGCCAGUGGCUGCAUUGACAUAAAGCAGCGUGCCGGUUGCUUAUCAUACCUGGAGGAUCCUAACCGUCUCAAAUCGAUGCUUAGCCACACCUUAACAACCGAUAAGUACAAUUCCUGGAAAAUUGACGUUAAAAGUUUGCUGGCAUUCUCAACCGAUCAACGAAUAUCGAACAUCGCGAACAAAUUUCUGCUGUUAACCAAACGAAACGACAUCGACGAGAUCGAGUCGAUUUCUUCCACUGAGCAAAACAUCAUCCAAACGUUGAUUUUGCAAACUUACUACUGCCUUACGCAUGAUAAAAUGCACGGACUGUCAAUCUUCAUGAAUCUAAUGAGUAAUAUAAUCAACUUCGACUCCACUUGUACAGCAACGGAGCUGUGGCAGUUUCGCAUUCUAGCUGCGAUCAUCGCACGAAAAAAAGCCAUCCCGGAAACCGAUCUGCUGGUGUCUCCGGACUUGCUACAAUCGUUGAUCGAUCGCAUUCGACUACUGAUGGAACAGUUGCUGGCCACAAUUAACCAUCUAAUUCGUUCGCACGUGGUGGGUGCACCGCAGGAUCGACCCAUCAGCGAUCUGUUGACCCAGGUGGGCCAGGAAGAUCAGUUGCGCCUAGCGCAGCUUAUCACUUUUUAUGAUUUGCCCAUCAAAAUAUUGGGCAAUGAAUCACAGGAAAAGCUGAACGAAAUGGACUAUCUAGAGUUUUUGUGUCGCUUCAAACACAAACAUCCAGAGCUCUCUACGCAAACCAUAUGCUGUAUAGCGGAUAUUCUUGGGUUGUCUAAAAGUGUCGGGUUUGUUUGAACAU